Eucalyptus grandis is the source of this 2517-nucleotide messenger RNA. RefSeq lists its product as uncharacterized. The transcript has 4 exons. Bases 368 to 1531 code for a protein of 387 amino acids. The record is from RefSeq and is a predicted model, not a curated record. NCBI's taxonomy places the organism in Eukaryota, Viridiplantae, Streptophyta, Magnoliopsida, Myrtales, Myrtaceae.
UUUCCUCAUAUGGAGUCAAUGAAGAUCUCACAUAUGGAUAACACAAAGAAGAUCUAGCUUGAUGAUCUUCCUUCAAAAGCCUUUAGCAAACUCAAGACAUUGGUAGUGGAGUAUUGUGAGAAACUUUCAUCCAUAUUUUCAUCUUAUACUAUACUCACAAGAUUUCAAAACCUAGAGGAGAUAACUAUAACCGAUUGUAGAUCCUUAGAAGUGGUAUUUCACAUCCAAGACUUCAAUUUUAGUGAAGCUUGUUCUACAAUCACUUUUCAAUUGAAAAAAUUAGUUUUGACGCAACUCCCGAAAAUGAAAGCACGUGUGGAGUGGACUUCCUCAAGUAGGUCUUACCCUUGAAUGCUUAGAAUGCAUAAUGGUUGACAAGUGUGAGAGUCUCAAAAUUUUAUUUCCAAGCUCAGUGGCAAAACACAUGACACAAUUGAAAGAACUAGUAGUGCAGGAUUGUGGGGUGGAGCAAAUUAUUGUGGAGGAAGAUGGAGUAAGGAUGAAUGUAGGAGAUCUCUUCUUUCCACGAUUAACAGACUUGAGAUUAUUUGAAUUGCCGAAACUAAGGAACUUCUAUAGAAAUAGUCAUACUUCAACAUGGCCAUUCUUGAAGCAAUUGCGAGUGAGACAUUACAGCAAGAUGAGGUCAUUCUCAUUUGCCUGUGAAUUCCAUAGCAGCCAUGGUACAACUAUUGAAGAGAACCAACCUAUACUCUUUUCUAUUGAAAAGGUCAUUCCGCAGUUGGAGACAUUGAGAUUAGCGAGGGAGGAUGUUGUGAUGCUGCAGCAUUACAUCUUUGCCAAUCUCCAAGGGCUGGGUUUGCAAUGCUACCAUGAUGAAGAUGUCGCUUUUCCCUCCAACUUCCUUCUCCAGAGAUUCCCCAAUCUAGAACUUCUUACUUUGUCUUGUAGUUCCUUCAAGGAGAUAUUUCCAGAAGAUGCGUCUGGAUAUGGGAGAGCACUUGGAAAUCUGAAGAGACUUUGGCUAGAGAAGUUGUGUAACCUGAGGCGAGUCUGGAAAGAUGGCUCCUUGAUGGUUGAAAUUCUCAAACAGAUUGAAGCUAUGUGGGUUGAGGAGUGCCCGAGUUUAUCGAUCGUACUUCCAUCCCCGACUUCAUUCCAGAGAUUGAUGGAUUUAGGCGUAAAGGAUUGUGCUGGUUUAGUUCAUAUGGGGACUUGCUCAGCAGUGACAAGUCUAGUGCAUCUUCAUUGGCUAUCACUAAGAAAUUGCGGUGCAAUGGAAGACGUGGUGACAGAUGAUGGAAAUGGAGUAGAGGAUAUCUCUUUCCCUGAGCUGGAAGAGCUGAUACUUGACGGUUUACCAAGGCUUGAGAGCUUCUCGCCCAUGAAUCGUGCCUUCAGAUUCCCGUCAUUGGUGCGUAUUGUCAUCACAAAGUGCCCCAAGAUGAAUAUAUUCUGCAAGGGUGCCUUGAGGACACCAAACCUAAAUAAAGUACUCCUCUUCGAAGAGGAUGAUGAAGGACGUUGGGAGGGCGACCUUAAUACUACCAUCCAAACCUUAUCAACUUGAAACAAUCUACAAUGAAUUCAGUAAGGUGUCAUGCUCCCUACGAUCUAAGUGGCUGCUUUCAUUUGCUGGAAAGUGUCUCCUAUAGGAAGAUGUUGAUGGAGCUUUUUGUGACGUGUUCACUUAUAGUGUGUUGAUCAUGGUGUUGAUGCCUCUUAAGAUGGCAUCUUUGUGCUGACAUGCGGUAUUCACAAUGAGUAGGUGCUUCAUUGAAUAUUUCAUUCUUUUUCUAGUUUGGAAUGUCCUCUCUAUGUCAUUUCCUUGAUAAUGGUACUGGUGUAGCAUAAUGGUUGGAAUGUGGGGGUGCUCUAUCCUUUAUCAAAUUGUAUAGAGAUUUUGUAUGAGUGUUGGCUAUUGGGCAGCAUUGUUGAGCACCAAGUUGUUUUUUAGAGUUGGACUAUUUGGAUGAUGACAACAACAGCCAUACACUCACCAAAAGGGGAAGAAGUCCAAGAAUCCAAAUAAGCAAGCAGCGGACCAUAGCCUACAUGGAGCCAUUCAAGCUAAAUGUUUUCAUCUCCAAGCGCCUCGUCUCGGCUUCACUCACUCACAAGGUCACGUGUAGGCAGGUCGCUGUUGUGAGCACCAAUUCUGAGGACAUCAGGCUGUGCUCAAGUCUCAAUUGGACAUACCGGCAUGUUUGGCCAUAGGCUGGGUUUUGGCAGACCGGACGAGGGAAGCUGAUAUGUGCAAGCUUGCUAUACUCCAAGAUAGAGGGACAAGUUUGAAGGAAAAACCAAGGUAGUAGUUCAAUCUCUGAUCGACAGUGGCAUUGAUAUUACAAUUUAUCUUAACUGAUAUUCCCUCCUCCAGCACAAUCUUGUUAAUGUGCACUACUCCUUAUAUCAAGAUACUGACAUCUUUGACAUUGUUUUGAGAAUAUGCAAGAUGUGAAAGAUGUAGAUGAUAGUGACUGUUUGUUUGGCAGUAGGGGAUUCAGAUUUUGUUUUGGCUUUGUCAAAAAAUUUACCUUGAUUCUUGGAUGAGCA